AUGCAAAACCAGAGCUUUGUCACUGAGUUUAUACUCCUGGGACUUUCACAGAACCCCCAUAUUGAGAAAAUAUUAUUUCUUAUAUUUUUAUUGGUCUAUCUUGCAACUGUUGUGGGUAACAUGAUGAUUGUGGUGACCAUUAUCUACAGUCCUGCACUGCAGAGCUCCCCUAUGUACUUCUUCUUGGCAUUCCUAUCUUUUUUGGAUAUAUGUGUCUCUUCUGUUGUCACACCAAAGAUGAUUGCAGAUUUGGUUUAUGAGAGGAAGACCAUCUCCUUUGAAUGUUGCAUGACACAGGUCUUUGCUUCGCACUUUUUUGCUGCAGUGGAAGUCAUCAUCCUGGCAGCCAUGGCCUAUGACCGCUAUGUGGCCAUAUGCAAGCCACUACACUACUCUUCCAUUAUGAACAGGAGGCUCUGUGGCAUUCUGAUAGAGGUGGCCUGGGUGGGAGGAUUCUUACAUUCUACCGUACAAAUUGUCUUCACUUUGCAAUUGCCCUUCUGUGGACCCAAUGUCAUUGAUCAUUUUAUAUGUGACUUGUUCCCAUUGCUGAAACUUGCCUGCACUGACACACACAUUUUUGUCAUUUUGGUGUUUGCCAACAGUGGCUCUAUCUGCAUCAUUAUAUUCUUGCUUUUGCUUGUUUCUUAUGGUGUCAUUUUGUUUUCUUUGAGAGGUCACAGUUCUGAAGGGCGAAGUAAGGCUCUGUCCACCUGUGGAUCCCAUGUUGCUGUUGUAGUUUUUUUCUUUGUUCCUUGUAUAUUAAUAUAUGCCCGACCUACAUCUCCAUUCCCCUUUGAGAAAAAUGUGUUUGUAUUUACGGAUGUCCUUACACCAUUGUUCAAUCCUAUGGUGUACACUUUCAGAAAUAAGGAAAUGAUAAAUGCGAUAAAGAAAAUGUGGAGGAGGCUGGUAGUGUUUUCUGAUAAACAAUAA
Chionomys nivalis (European snow vole) is the source of this 936-nucleotide messenger RNA. RefSeq names its product olfactory receptor 4C15-like. Gene Ontology annotation, cellular component: membrane. The record is from RefSeq and is a predicted model, not a curated record. Gene Ontology annotation, biological process: G protein-coupled receptor signaling pathway. Lineage: Eukaryota; Metazoa; Chordata; Mammalia; Rodentia; Cricetidae. The transcript has a single exon. Gene Ontology annotation, molecular function: G protein-coupled receptor activity; olfactory receptor activity. The coding region runs from base 1 to 936 and encodes 311 amino acids.